GGUCGGUGCUGCACUGAGGGAGUGUCUCCCGCUGGAUUGGAGAGCGUUUCUCCGGGAGAGGAGGCCGGGCAGAGCGAGCUGAUGAACGAGGACAUCCGGAUCCAUUCCUGGCCUUGCUCCUACUACCUGGACACCAGCAAACAAUGGAUCCCUGGGAAGCUCUCCCUGACUCCCACUUCCAUCAGAUUCACGGCUGACAAAACGGGAGAGCUCCUGGUGGAUUUCCAUCUUUCCGGGAUCAGCGAGAUCAAGAAGGAAUCUUCCCAUUUAAUCUUCAGCUCCCUCACCGUCCUGGAGAAGGGCACCAAGCACUGGUUCAGCUCCCUGCAUCCCAACAGGAAUGUGGUGUUCAACAUCCUGGAGCAUUUCUGGAGGGAGCAGCUGGUGUCCAGCCAGGAGGCCGGAGCGGGAGCGGCCUCGGAGUCCAGCAAGGGCAGGGAAUUAACAGGAAUGUUGGAGGGAUCCCAGAAACGCCUGGAGGACACGGCCAAGGCUGUUGACAGAGCUGGAAUCCCCCUCCUGGUGGCCCUUCAGCACCAAACUCUGGAAAACGCCUGUGGAAGCGAAGCCCAAGGAAACCCCCGCGGCUCCGGAUGCCAGAAGCCAGGAGGGAAUCCUGCUGCGAAUCCCCGUGAUCAUCACGCACAGGACAGAUUCCAGCGCCAAACCCGGCAAACUCACGGUGCUUCCCUCGGGCCUGGAGAUCCAGGAUUGCAAUUCCCAGCUCCUGCACCGCUUCGAGGCGCGCGACGUGGACGACAUCUGGGUGCACACUCCCUACGAGAUCAGCGUGCGGCAGAGGUUCAUCGGCAAACCCGACACCUCCUUCCGGCUCCUGGCCGCGCGCAUGCCCGAGGCCAUCCCCAUCCUCGAGAUGCAGUUCAGCAAGAAAAUCCAGUUCUUGGAGGAUGCUCUUGGAUUUGCCGGAGCCAGGAAGUCCCCUCAGGCGGAUCUGGGGACAUCCAUCUGGCAGGCAGCCACGGGAUUGCUGGGAGCCGCGAUGAAUCCCGGAUCGCCGGCGGGAAGCGCCGAAGGGCCGGACAAGGAGCAGGUGCAGCUGCAGAAAGUAUCCCAGGAGGAAGCCAAGGAGCUCCGACAGAUCCUGAAGAAGCUCAAGGGCCUGGCCCUGGAGACAGAAGCGGAGCUGGAGCGGCAGGACGAGGCCCUGGAUUCCAUCGGCAGCUCCGUGGAUCGCGCCACGCUCACCAUCGAGCGGCAGAACCGCAGGAUGAGGAAGCUGACGUAGCUUCCCGGCCGGAGCGGGAGGGCGGGGGAGCCGGCAUGUUCGGGACUGGUUUUUCCAGAGACACUUUGGGAGGGGUUUGGGAUGAGGUUUGGAAAAUGGCGCUGCUGGGGGUGAGCUCCUGAGAGGAUUGAAGCGGUUCCUGGACUUGGGUGAUGGUUGGAUCUUGGGUGAUGGUUGGAUCUUGGACAGUGUUUGGAUCUUAGAUGAUGGUUGGAUCUUGGAUGGUUGGAUCUUGGAUAAUGAUUGGACCUUGGAUCAUGGUCGGAUCUUGGACAAGGUUUGGAUCUUGGAUAGUGUUUGGACCUUGGAUCACGGUUGGAUGAGGUUUGGAUCUUGGACAGUGUUUGUAUUUUGGAUGGCAGUUGGAUCUUGGAUGAGGUUUGGAUGUUGGAUAAUGGUUGGAUCUUGGAUGGUUGGAUCUUAGAUGAGGGCACUGGGUCACGUUUGGAUCUUGGAUGAUGGUUGGAUGUUGGAUGAGGGUUGGAUCUUGGAUGGUUGGAUCUUAGAUGAGGGUUGGAUCUUGGAUAAGGUUUGGCUCUUGGACAGUGUUUGAACCUUGGAUCACAGCUGGACCUUGGAUCACUGUUUGGAUCUUGAAUGAGGGUUGGAUCUUGGACAGUCUUUGGAUCUUGGACCAUGGUUGGAUCUUGGAUAGUUGGAUCUUGGAUGAUGGUUGGACCUUGGACAGUGUUUGGAUGUUGGAUGAUGGUUGAAUCUUGGAUGAAGUUUGGAUCUUGGACAGUGUUUGGAUUUUGAAUGAUGUUUGGAUCUUGGAUGGCAGUUGGAUCUUGGUUGAGGGCUUUGGAUCAUGUUUGGGUCUUGGAUGAUGGUUGGAUCUUGGGUGAUGGUUGGAUCUUGGAUGAGGUUUGGAUCUUGGACAGUGUUUAUGUCUUGGAUGAUGGUUGGACCUUGGGUGGUUGGAUCUUGGAUAAUGAUUGGAUUUUGGACAAUAGUUGGACCUUGGAUGGUUGGACCUUGGAUAACGUUUGCAUCUUGGAUAAGGUUUGCAUGUUGGAUGACGGCUGGAUCUUGGAUCCUGGUUGGAUCGCGCGUGAUGGUUGGACCUUGGAACAGUGUUUGAAUUUUGGAUGGUGGCUGGACCUUGGAUCACGAUUGGACCUUGGAUGGUAGUUGGACCUUGGGUGAGGUUCAGAUCUUGGAUGAAGUUUGGAAGCUUUUUUUGGAUGAAAAGAUCCAAAUUUCCAGUUGGGAUGAAACAGAACUCGUGGGUUCUCCACGGCCAAACGCUGUAAAUAGGAAGGGAUGUGACAAAACCUGACUUAAUUCAUUCAUUAAUUCAUUCAUUCAUGUGCUUUUUCAUUUUGCUGCUUUCCAAUCCAUGAAUUCCCUCUCCAGCUCUUUCCCUGAAACCCUUUGGACCUGAUCCUGACUUUUUUGAUUUAUUUGCACUCAGUGGUGAUGAAACAUUUCAAGGUUUUUCCAGAAUUCCUAAAAGAAAAAAGGGAAUAUUUUCAAUUGAAGUCUGAAGUUUACACUUGGCUCUGUUGAUUGCAGAGAUUCCCCUCCUAAAUUUUUGAUAUUCCAUAGGAAAAAAAUUCCCAUUUCAUCAAUCCCUACCUUUUCCAGCUCUUUUACCUCCAAGGAGCUGCUGUUAAAUGUUUUUUUUUAAGUUAUUUUUUUAGAUUUUGAUUUAAAUAUUUUUGGUGUCGCUUUCAAAUCCGACACUUUCAGUGCAAUAUUUUCAAACAGUGAAGCUUCAAAUCCUUGGAUUCCGUGGGAAUUUUUCCCAGUUUUUUUUUUGGAAUCCAGCCUAAUUUUGGGAGAAAAAGACCCCGAAACAUGUCGAGGGUGUUGUUUGCAAGGUUUGUAUUCCUUCAGCUUAGUUAGGACUGGAGUAAAAUUUAUUCCAAGUUUUUCCUGGCAUGCACUUUAUUGGAAAAUCUGGUGAUAAUUCCAUAUCCAUCAGUUAUUUCCUGGGAAUAAAAUCCUCCUGGAGUUUCUGCUGUUGUUUCCCACCCCAAAUCGCUGCUGGUGUACCGUGAGAGGAAAAGGAACGUCCUGCACCUCAUUUUUCCGUGGAUUUCCAAGUGAAUUUCGCGCCAAAUCCGUGUUUGUUGCGGCUGGGAUGGGAUCUGGGGGUGGAUUGAGUCCAACCCAGAAUUCCCAAAAGGAAAUCUUUUGGAUUUGAGUGGUUUUGGGGCGUUCUUUGUGCCAUAUUUUUUAUUGUCGUGUGGUUUUAGCACCGACUCCGUAUUUUGUGGGUUGUGUUGAGUCCAACAUAUCCCAAAAACCUCGGAAUAUUCCUUGGGAAACCCGUCCUGGAGCUGUACAUUGGCUGAAUUCCAUGUGCCAGAAGGAUUUUCCACCUGUAAUUCCUUCGUAUUAAAUCUCUUGGAA
Messenger RNA from Camarhynchus parvulus, 3604 nucleotides. It is a transcript of the gene SNAP47, whose product is annotated as synaptosome associated protein 47. Gene Ontology annotation, biological process: synaptic vesicle priming; exocytosis; synaptic vesicle fusion to presynaptic active zone membrane. Bases 82 to 1368 code for a protein of 428 amino acids. Lineage: Eukaryota; Metazoa; Chordata; Aves; Passeriformes; Thraupidae. The record is from RefSeq and is a predicted model, not a curated record. Gene Ontology annotation, molecular function: syntaxin binding; SNAP receptor activity. Gene Ontology annotation, cellular component: SNARE complex; plasma membrane. The transcript is spliced from 5 exons.